Molecule: messenger RNA, 1937 nt
Organism: Penaeus vannamei (Pacific white shrimp)
Lineage: Eukaryota; Metazoa; Arthropoda; Malacostraca; Decapoda; Penaeidae
Source: RefSeq, a predicted model, not a curated record
AUGUCGAAGGUAGCACCCAUGCAACUUGGGGCCGCAGAUACCCACACCCAGGUGGACCAUAUGGCGGCCCUGGAUAUUGACUCCAAACCAUUCUCGAAGCGACUCUCCGGCAUCAUCUGCACCAUUGGACCUGUCUCUCGGUCUGUAGAGAUGCUGGAGAAAAUGAUGGAGGCUGGCAUGAACAUCGCACGUAUGAACUUCUCCCACGGCACCCAUGAAUACCACAGCGAGACCAUGAUGAAUGUCCGUAAGGCAGCCCAGAAGUAUUCCGACAAGAUUGGGCAUUCUUAUCCUGUUGCCAUUGCUCUUGACACAAAGGGACCUGAAAUUCGUACUGGCCUUUUGGAAGGUGGACCAUCAGCUGAAAUUGAAUUGAAAGAAGGUGCUACAAUCAAGUUGACCACAGAUGCCAGUUACUAUGAAAAGUGCUCAGAAGACGUACUUUACUUGGACUAUGUCAACAUUACCAAAGUUGUGAAGCCUGGCAACCGCAUCUUUGUUGAUGAUGGCCUUAUCUCUCUUAUUGCUAAGGAUGUGGGCAGUGAUUCCAUUGACUGUGAGGUUGAAAAUGGAGGUAUGCUUGGGAGCAAGAAGGGAGUGAAUCUCCCAGGUGUUCCAGUAGACCUUCCUGCAGUCUCUGAGAAGGACCGUGGUGAUCUCCUCCUUGGUGUCAAAAUGGGAGUAGACAUUGUGUUUGCGUCCUUCAUCCGUGAUGCUGCUGGAGUCCGUGAGAUCAGAGAUGUUCUUGGCGAAAAGGGCAAGAAUAUCAAAAUCAUCAGCAAGAUUGAGAAUCACCAGGGAUGCAAGAACAUUGAUGACAUCAUUGAAGAGGGAGAUGGUAUCAUGAUUGCUCGUGGUGAUUUGGGUAUUGAGAUUCCUGCUGAGAAGGUCUUCGUGGCCCAGAAACAGAUGAUUGCCAAGUGCAACAAAGUUGGUAAGCCAGUCAUUUGUGCUACCCAGAUGUUGGAAUCCAUGGUGAAGAAGCCCCGUCCCACACGUGCUGAAGUGUCAGAUGUGGGUAAUGCUAUCCUUGAUGGUGCUGACUGUGUCAUGCUGUCUGGUGAAACUGCUAAGGGAGGCUACCCUCUUGUUUGUGUACGAACCAUGGCCAACAUUGCACGUGAAGCUGAAGCUGCAAUUUGGCACAAGCAACUCUUCACUGAGCUGUCUCAGCAGGUCCAUCUGCCUACUGACUCAACACACACCACAGCUAUUGCUGCUGUUGAAGCCUCAUUCAAAGCAAUGGCCACAGCUAUUAUUGUUAUUACCACCACUGGUCGCUCUGCUCAUCUGGUUUCAAAGUACAGGCCUCGCUGCCCAAUUGUGGCUGUAACACGAUACCCACAGGUGGCCAGACAGUGCCAUCUCUACCGUGGCAUUAUUCCCAUCCACUACACUGUGCCUCAGAAUGCUGAACGUAUUGAAGACUGGAUGAAUGACGUCAAUGCUCGUGUAGACUAUGCUGUUCAGUAUGGCAAGGAGUGUGGUUUCAUUAAGCCCGGCGACCCAGUUGUUGUGGUGACUGGCUGGCAGAAGGGAGCUGGCUUUACCAAUACCAUGCGCGUCCUCGUUGUACCUUCAACUGGCCCAACAGCCUCCAUUGUGAAACUAGGAGCACACUCAUCUGUUAAGUCAGGCCCUGUUAAGUCAGGCCCUCAAGCCAGUGGAGAGCACCAGAGAACUGGAAAGGCUCAGCCAGAUAUUCCAUGGCCGAGUUUCCUUGCGCACAUGGGUCCUUACCACCUAUGUGCUGCAGCAGUUGCUAACAAGAUUUAAGAUGAUAGGAUUGUGCCUUGAAAUGUGAGAGAAGUUGUGACAAUGAGAUAGCUGUGUGAACCAAAGUAAUCUCCCGUGUUAUAAGCCAGUAGUAUCCACUGUAUUUCUAAGUUGUCAGGAAAUUGCCUGCAGCAAUUAUACAAUAAACAUAAUUGGAUGAA